AUGUCUACACCGCAGCCGGAAACCAAGGCUGAGGCCGAAGCACUUGUGCCUCGGUUCAAGCUCGAGAGGGUGCUCAAUCAAGACCAAAAUGGGCGACGGAUCUCUCUGCUCGGCAGCAUUGCUGAGCUGCCGGCGCUCAUCACUCUCGAACGAGCAGCAUUCCCCACGGAGCCAGACCUCGUGUCAAGCCUCCUGAAAUCUCUUAUCAACACCACCAACCUCGGCGCCAACGACAUUUAUCGGUGGUACAUGGCAAACCGGUCAACUGAAUCAUCUCCAUCUUCCACCAGCGCCUCGUCAAUAUCACCAUCAUCACCAGCGACCCGGUUACCCCCGAUCAUCCCAGACUUCAAACUCAACCUGAUCUACCCAUGCUCGUCACAGCAUGUGCGGAAAUACUCGGCCCAGAGAGUGCGCAUGGUCACCGAGACGCCGCACAUCUACGCGACGCACAUCCAACCGUACAUGGCGCGCCAACGCGCCGCGGGGCGGCUCGACUGGGUGUUCAACAUCCUUGAAGGGCGCACAGAGCAAGAAGACGUCCUGGCACGCGUCGAUUGGGACUCUCCGUCCAAGACGGGUUUUCUGCUGCUGCCGGAUUUGAACUGGGACCGCAAAACCGUCGAGGGGAUGCACCUGCUCGCGCUCGUGCAGAGGCGCGACAUCUGGUCCCUGAGAGACCUGAGGAGGAAGCACGUCCCCUGGCUCAAGACUAUGCGCGAGCAGAUCGUCGCCGCUGCCAUUGCAAACGUCGGUCAGGGUCAGAUCGACGCUGACGAGGUCAAGUGCUACCUUCACUACCAGCCCACGUACUACCAUCUUCACGUCCACGUGGUGCAUGUCAUGCUGGAGGCCGGCACGACGCAGAGUGUAGGCAAGGCUUUUGGGCUCGGAAAUGUCAUUUCGCAGCUGGAAGGCAUGGCUGACGAUGAGGCCGGCAUGCACCAACUCGAUCUGCACUAUUUCCUGGGCGAGGAGAAUGAGUUGUGGAAGAAAUGCUUUGGCCCGUUGAAGAAGGGCGAGCCUGUGGAUUUGAAUGUUUGA
Molecule: messenger RNA, 1044 nt
Organism: Fonsecaea multimorphosa CBS 102226
Lineage: Eukaryota; Fungi; Ascomycota; Eurotiomycetes; Chaetothyriales; Herpotrichiellaceae
Exons: 2
Coding region: 1-1044 (347 amino acids)
Biological process (GO): deadenylation-dependent decapping of nuclear-transcribed mRNA
Cellular component (GO): nucleus; P-body
Molecular function (GO): RNA 7-methylguanosine cap binding; hydrolase activity
Source: RefSeq, a predicted model, not a curated record